Molecule: messenger RNA, 759 nt
Organism: Oncorhynchus masou masou (cherry salmon)
Lineage: Eukaryota; Metazoa; Chordata; Actinopteri; Salmoniformes; Salmonidae
Exons: 3
Coding region: 1-759 (252 amino acids)
Source: RefSeq, a predicted model, not a curated record
AUGUAUCACCAACCCUACACGCCUCCCCCCGACUGCACGCCUCCCCGUCUGCACGCCUCCCCGACUGCACGCCUCCCGACUGCACGCCUCCCCCUGCCUCACGCCUCCCCCGUCUACACGCCUCCCCGUCUACCGCCUCCCCCGUCUACACGCCUCCCCGUCUACACGCCUCCCCCGUCUACACGCCUCCCCAUCGAAGAGCCAAAGCCUAGAUUUAGAUGUACACACCCUGACCCUCCGAGACUCUACACCUGGACCCUCCGAGACUCUACACACCCUGGACCUCAGACACCUGACCCUCCGAGACUCUACACCCUGGACCCUCCAGAGGACUCUACACCUGGACCCUCCGAGACUCUACACACCCUGACCCUCCGAGACUCUACACACCUGACCCUCGAGACUCUACACACCCUGGACCACUCUACACACCCUGGACCCUCGAGACUCUACACACCCUGGACCCUCGAGACUCUACACCCUGACCCUCCGAGACUCUACACACCCUGGACCCUCCGAGACUCUACACCCCUGGACCCUCCGAGACUCUACACACCCUGGACCCUCCGCCCUCUACACCCUGGACCCUGCGAGACUCUACACACCCUGGACCCUCCGAGACUCUACACACCCUGGACCCUGCGAGACUCUACACCCUGGACCCUCCGAGACUCUACACCCUGGACCCUCGAGACUCUACACACCCUGGACCCUCCGAGACUCUACACCCUGGACCCUCCGAGACUCUACACACCCUGA